This is a messenger RNA of Pyrus x bretschneideri (Chinese white pear), 1747 nucleotides long. RefSeq names its product RING-H2 finger protein ATL7. Bases 421 to 1110 code for a protein of 229 amino acids. Gene Ontology annotation, molecular function: transferase activity. The transcript has 4 exons. Gene Ontology annotation, biological process: protein ubiquitination. Lineage: Eukaryota; Viridiplantae; Streptophyta; Magnoliopsida; Rosales; Rosaceae. The record is from RefSeq and is a predicted model, not a curated record.
UUUUUUUUUUUUUUUUGAUACACUCUUUGUGUCUUGAAUAUUUUGAGUUUUGACCACCAUCGUAUCGUAUCCGUAGAUGAGAUCUGCCUGCCUGCCUGCCUGCCUAUUCACUUGCUACUUCUCACUUCCCACUUGCCUGCCUUCCUUUCUUUGCUUCUUUCCCUGUGAAUCUGUAGACUGUCUGUGUACACUUCCAUUAGACAUCUUGGUCCCACUUGUAUAUAUGCGUUCAUUCUGCUUUUCAACAAACAUUUCUCAAGAUAUUAGUAAUAAUUAGAUUGGAUUCGAUUAGAUUAAAUUUGUAGUGAAGAAGAAGGAGGGAUGUGUUAUAAUCAUGUAUAACCGAGGUCUUCUUCUGCUAAUUCAGAAUCUUGCAACGACAGUAAGUCAUCAUCAUCAAAGGAGGAAAGUUGGUUCAAGAUGUACCAAUUCUUGGUGUUUUGCGUCCCCAUCCUGUUCACUUUCAUCCUCCUUUUCGUCUUCUACUUGUUCUAUUUUCGCCCUCGACGCCUCCAUUGGUCCUCCCACCGAACGACAACAUCUCUUCCGCCUCCAGGGAAUCACACUCACAUAUUUGCCACUGUUGAGUUGGGUUUGAAGAAAGAGCUCAGGGAGAUGCUGCCCAUUAUUGUAUAUAAGGAGAGCUUCUCCGUCAGAGAUACACAAUGCUCAGUAUGCCUGGGUGACUAUGUAGCGGAGGAUAGACUUCAACAGAUACCAUCCUGUGGCCAUACAUUUCACAUUGAUUGCAUUGACAGCUGGCUUUCUACCCACAGCACUUGUCCACUGUGCCGCUCAUCCCUCCUUUCUGCCCAUAAAUAUCAAAAUGAAUUGCCUGAUGUACCAGUGGAACCAAGUCAUGAAUCUUCUGUUGCAGUGAAUAGUAGUGUAACAUCUCUUCGACAGAUGCCUCAGGCUUGUGAAGAAACAAAAGCUAGAGAGUUUUCUGGGUUGAGGAAUGGAGAACCAACAAGUGCCCAAAACAGUUCCAAAGAAGAUGCAAGUUCUGAGUGGGUUGAUUGCAAGAGAGGAUUGAGGGAUGCAGGAAAUGCAACUCAAGUGCAUCAGCAUACUGGUGGAUCAUCUGAUGGACUUGAAUUGAGGCAUUAGAGCUGAUGGUAGCAUCAAGAAUUCAAUUGCUGCAUUCUGCAUGCUAGUAUCCAAGUGAGAUGCCGCGGUGAGUAUAAAAGCUUCCAAACAUGCCAUAUGUUGAGAGAAUAUUUGGCCAUAUGCUUCUGUAGAUAGAAGCCAAGAAGCAGGUAAAGUAAAACAAACAAGAAGAUGUUGUUUCUUUUGAUGUUGACAUCCUAGACGUCUGCAUCAGCAUGGAGGGAAGUACCAAGGACAACUGAUGAAUGCAGGAACAAUCAAGUAUAUCGAUGCUUUCAGACAGGAAACCACAUCUUCGUUGCGGAGAUUCCAAAUUGAUCUGGCAUUGGUCUUGCUUGGGUGGGAACGUAGUUAACAAAUUUGGUUUGGUUGUAGGUAAGUUUAUCCCCGUGCCCAAGAACAUUGUGAGCGGGUACGAUUCUCAUUUGCUGAAUGAACAGUAUAAGCGACAUCCACUGUUAUGUGAUUGUCAGUGGUUUGGCGUAUGAGAAUAAAGACGUGAUUUGAACAAGGGUUUACUGUGCACUGAGAGCGAGCAUUGUAUGGUAUUUUGCAAGGAUUACGUAGCCUCACUGAUUGAGAAUAUUGUCUUAUUUAAAUCUUCCAAUCGACAAUCAGAAGAUAUAUGUUUCUCUCA